CAUGCAAGAGCCGUCCUGUCUGGUAAACUCUGGUACAGCAGGCAGCAACGAACUUGUCACCGUGGAACCGUGUGGACUCAAGCCAUGUGGAGCAAUCGGAUGUGGCGUCCCCCCUGACGUGGAGUUCGGGACUAGGAAUCCGGUGAAGAACUUCCACCGGCCCGGCGAAAAGGUGUACAUCAACUGUAACGCAGGCUACAUCAGGGAGAAUGACGACAUGUCCAUAACAUGCACAGAGAACGGCACAUGGAGUAAAACGGACAACCUUGGAUGUUCGGUUGACUACAGGAUACAGUUGUCCAACACACUACUGGCCACAGACCGCUACCUGCCUCAGCUUCCUCCCAGCACAGGCCAUGUCAAUAUCAGCUUCGAAGCAGCCGUGGUCGAAAUAAUCGACGCAGAUGAGAAAAAUGAACAUAUGUUCGGGUCCAUGGCCUUCCGUCUGAGCUGGAAAGACAAUCGCCUGUCCUGGACACCUUCGAAGUAUGGCAAUGUCACUCAACUGGUCCUAACCACAGAGGACGUGUGGAUUCCUAACAUCUACCUUAUAAGAAACUCAGAUGCGAAGUUCAGCAUGUUCCCGGCUGCACCUGUGACGGUCACAAGUGAUGGAGAGGUGGGGUGGGACAUUGUCGAUCUCCUGACGACAACCUGUGACCUUGAACCGGCACUGUUUCCCUUUGACACCAUGACUUGCCCAGUAUGCCUCGGAACCACAACAAGUGUAGAACGGUUCAACUGCCCUGUAGAGCAGGGCAACGAGAAGCCACUAGAGUCGGAGUCGUACAUAGAACACUUCAUGAAAUGUGGCGAUCAACAGAAGGAAGUUGUGGACCAAUGGAACGCCGAAUGGACGGUAUUUGUUUUCUUGUUUGUCUUUUGUUUGUUUAUUUUAUGCAGAUUUAUCUUAGUAAUAUCUAAACAAGUCAGCUAUUCACUGAACAAAUAGCUGACACCAUAACUUCUUAAGUACCCAAAAUACAUUUUGAAUGUGUUGCAUUUUUCAUGAUAGAAUAGAAACUAUUGGUUUGACGAACAGAAGAUAUUUUGUCCAUGGUCCAUAUUACACUUGUCGUACUAGCUAGGGAUAUAUUGCAAAGCCUAAUCGGCAAAAUCAUAACACUUAAGUGCAGUCUUACUUUGGGAUACCACAAUACCACAAUAGGUGUACUCUUUGACAUGUAGACCGAACUGGUUGCCAAUCAAAAAAAGUUUAACCAAUAAGAGAGCGGAUUCAUAAUUAUCCAUUACCUUUUAUACGUUUUUGUAUUGCAUUCCUGAGUGUGACGGACGUGGGCGGGGCUUGAGAAUGGUCUAUAUACUGUCAUAUGGAGCUAUGUGUUUUUCUCCACCAGGUAUCUGUCACAGGUGGCUCUUUUGGGUCCGGCUGUAUCGAAGUAACAUUUAAGCGGAUCCCGACUUUCCAUUUCUGCGCCACUCUUUCUCCUCCCAUCAUCCUCUCCAUCAUCAUGUGCAUCACAUUCCUACUUCCAACGGACAAGGGAGAUCGUAUUUCAUUUGGCAUCACGAUUCUGCUGUCCAUGGUUGUGUCUCUGGUCUUCAUCACUGAUGUCUUACCAGCCAAAGGGUCCAUGCCUGUUGUAGCGAUCCUGCUUGUCCUGUACAUGUGCAUGAUGGGGACAUUCAUGCUCAUCACUGUUAUCGUCAUCAAGAUCAGCACUUGGGAAGGAAAUCUUCCCAUUCUUAUCAAGAAGGUCUUCCUCCGGUACGUCGCGAAGAUUGUCUUACUCGGGGAUUUGACGAAGCAACAACGCCCAGCUCAAAAGUGUGUCCUUGAAGUAAACUUGGAUGCUGAGAAGACGAUCAACGAUGAAGAGAAGAAAAUAGGUAAACCAACUCCGGCUGAACCCAACAACCAAAUGGAACUGAUGCUCUCCCUGAAAAGCACCAUCAGCGCCCUCGCUGAUGCCGUGAACACCCUCGCGAUCUCAGGAACAUCCAAGACUCGUAAGAAAGACGAAACGAAGACGGACUAUCAGAACUUGGCCAGGGUCUUAGACAGGAUGUGUAUUGUUCUCUAUAUAUUUUCCCUCGUCGUCUCUAUUCCUAUCAUCAGGUUUGCUGCAGGUAACACAGAAGAAUGAUACAUUGAAUGAUACAUUACAGCCGUGUAAUCAAACUGUGGAAUGUGUGCAAGACAUCUAAAGAUAUGUAAUUUUGUAUAUGAAACAAAAUCCGGCAAAUACUCAUAGUAUUAUCAGUUAAACUGAAGGUAUCCAAGAUAUCGUAUAUUACAAUGGUAAAAAUUGGAUAUUUUGCUUUAAAAUGUUGAGUUUAUUAGCUUUUAUUGAAUGUAAAGCUAAGAUAAAACUGUAAAACCUUGAUGAAAAUUGAUACAAUGUCGGGUUGAUAAUGGUUUUAGUUGAUAUGUCUGCAACAAUUGCAACUUGCAUGUUAUUUUACAAGAAUCCAUAGCAAAUAUGGAGUGUAUUGGUGUUGUGUUGUGUAUGUAAGCGAUGUUUACCUGAAUAUUAUGUGUUUUAAUUAUACUCGUAGAAGUGUGUGGUAAUACUGGGUUACUGCAACCAUGCUUUUACAGUGUUCUGUAUGAUCUAAACCGAUUUUUUUCUUGAAUAUCAGUAGUAUUAAUUCUUUCCCAUUGGUCAAAUAUGGUCAUUUGAUGUGUAUUUUUUCCUGUUGUAAUUGAGACUUCUGUUGGCAUUUUCCAUUAACGAUAGAACAUGUAUCUAACCAUGUGUUUUAGUACAACUUCAUGCUUUUUUUAAGAAAAAUGUUUCAUUUAUGGUAGGCAUGAAUAAGUAUGAUUUUAUCAAAGCUACUGGGGGUAGUAAUAUAUAUUGGGUUCCAUGAUUGAAGACAAUUAAUAUUCACACUUAUGAUUUGUUUAUUGUAAGCGAAAAAAACAUAACGUUUGACUCUAGUUCUUGUGUAAUAGAUAUAUGUUACAAUACAUAUUCGUCAGGUCACUCAGUAGACGUCUUUAGAUCUAGGCUAGGGUCCCUGACCUGACCACUUAUUUUAGGUGACACCAAUACAAUGCUGUGCUCUCGGCUUCUGUGUCUUUAAUUCAAUUCUUUAAUCAGCGUUGAAUAAAGCACCCCUUCCACUAGACAGUAA
Branchiostoma floridae (Florida lancelet) is the source of this 3102-nucleotide messenger RNA. Its product is annotated as neuronal acetylcholine receptor subunit beta-3-like. The transcript has 11 exons. Gene Ontology annotation, biological process: synaptic transmission, cholinergic; nervous system process; monoatomic ion transmembrane transport. Lineage: Eukaryota; Metazoa; Chordata; Leptocardii; Amphioxiformes; Branchiostomatidae. The record is from RefSeq and is a predicted model, not a curated record. Gene Ontology annotation, molecular function: extracellular ligand-gated monoatomic ion channel activity; acetylcholine receptor activity; acetylcholine binding. Bases 2 to 952 code for a protein of 316 amino acids. Gene Ontology annotation, cellular component: membrane; neuron projection; synapse.